AAAAAAAAAAGAUUUGCGUUUUUGUAUAAUAUAUGGUUUCUUUUUGUGAUUUAUAGAAGUGAUCAUUUGAUCUGAAACAGAACAUAAAGAUGGUCUACUUUCGUCAGAUUCUUCUCAUGAUCAUUGUAGUGAUGAUAUCAUUACAAUGCUGCAAAGUUUUUGCUGAUACUAAAGAGUUUGAUGACUGGAAGGCGUUAACGGUGGAAAACGGUGAGAGCUACAUGACCCAGAUCGGAAAACUCACCGGAGAAGACGGAGGAGAGAAGAAGAAGUUUCCUGUUUUGGAAAAGUUUCGAGCUUUACUUGUCUUGAUCAAACCCUCUUAUCUCCGGCGAAGAAAACUCGCGACGCCGGCUUCAUUCUCUCCUUGGGAAGCACCGUCACCGUCACCGUCUCCAAGCGGUGGUCCAGUGGAGUCUCCGGCGUAUUCUCCAGCUCCUCAGCGACCAAUCCCUCCGCAUCUCCGUCGUCCGUUGCCUCACCGGACUCAUCAUCCAUCGAAACAUCACGAGGUUCAAAGACGUAAACACAAAAACAGAGGAGCGUUUAUACCUGUCGUCGUUUCAACAGCCUGUGGGAUCGGUUUCGUGGUUUGCGUUGUUGCAGUGUUCUUUCUCUACGCGAGAAGAAGGAAGAAGAACGGUAAAACGCUGCCCUUUAAGAGCUCGACGAGGAAGGUUAGUGUAAACUCACUAGACGAUUUGGAGAAACAGAGUUCUGUUUCUGUUAAAGAAGAAAGAGAAACAGAGAAGAAUGUGAACGGUAGCAACGGUGUAUUGCUUGAAGAAGACGUUAAGACAAGCGUAGAAACAGAUAUUUUAUCAGAUUCGGGCAAUGCUGGUAGCUAUUCAACGAAAGAGAUUGUGUCGGUGCAUGAAAAAGAAGAUGAUGAACAAACAGUAGACUCUGUUUCUGGCCCUGUUGUUAGCCAUGGAGACGAUUCUUCAGAUGAUGAUGAUGAGUCUUUUCAUUCCGUUGGUGAUGGUGGCUCUAGUCACUACUCAAAUCCAAGACUCUCAACUGCUUCUUCUUCUGUUGGAUCCUCUCAACGCUUCUCAGAAUGCUCUCCGCCACCACCACCACCACCACCACCUCCACCGCUUCCACCACUCUCAAACAGAGGACUUCACACUCUGUCUUUGCCAAAACCGGCUAAUCUUCACACGCUUUCGUCGCAGUUAACUGCUAAAGUUUGUGCUUCUUCCUCAAACCCAAGUCUUCCAUCGACACCGCCGCCGCUACGGCCACCACCACCACCACCGCUACCGUCACAACAACCUCAAGUAACGAACAAAACUCCACCACCUCCUCUGUCUCUUGAUUUUUCUCAGCGUAGACCCUUAGGUAAAAACGGAGCUCCAUUACCUAAGCUGAAACCACUUCAUUGGGAUAAAGUCAGGGCUACACCGAACCGGACUAUGGUCUGGGAUAAGAUCAGAGCAAGCUCUUUUGAAUUUGAUGAAGAGAUGAUAGAGUCUCUAUUUGGAUACACAAUGCAAAGCUCCACAAAGAAUGAAGAAGGGAAGAGCAAAACUCCAUCACCAGGGAAACAUCUUCUUGAACCUAAAAGACUUCAAAACUUUACCAUUCUCUUGAAAGCUCUCAACGCAACGGCUGACCAAAUCUGCUUUGCCUUGGGGAAAGGGGAAGGUUUGUGUUUACAGCAACUAGAAGCGUUGGUGAAGAUGGUGCCAACUAAAGAAGAAGAACUAAAGCUGAGUAGCUACAAAGGAGCAGUAGAAGAGCUUGGCUCAGCUGAGAAAUUUCUCAGGGCGCUUGUUGGAGUUCCAUUUGCGUUUCAAAGAGCUGAAGCAAUGCUUUAUAGAGAGACAUUUGAAGACGAAGUGGUUCAUCUCAGAAACUCCUUCUCAAUGCUUGAGGAAGCUUGCAAGGAGCUUAAGUCAAGCAGGCUAUUCUUGAAGCUAUUAGAAGCUGUCCUCAAGACUGGAAACAGGAUGAAUGUAGGAACCAUACGCGGAGGCGCGAAAGCCUUCAAGCUUGACGCUCUACUCAAGCUAUCUGAUGUUAAAGGCACAGAUGGGAAGACAACUCUGCUCCACUUCGUCGUGCAAGAGAUAUCUAGGUCUGAGGGAAUCAGGGUUUCAGACAGCAUCAUGGGACGGAUAAUGAACCAAAGAUUAAACAAAAACAGAACAGCUGAGGAGAAAGAGGAGGAUUACAGAAGGAUGGGUCUAGAUCUUGUCUCAGGCCUUAACACUGAGCUAAGAAACGUGAAGAAGACGGCAACGAUUGAUCUGGAAGGAGUCGUUAGCUCGGUAUCGAAUCUGAGAGACGGGCUAAGGGAAUUAAGGUGUUUAGUGAGUGAGAAGCUGAAAGGGGACGAAGAAAACAGAGGAUUUGUUAGUUCAAUGAGCUCGUUCUUGAGAUAUGGAGAGAAGAGCUUGGAGGAGUUGAGGGAAGAUGAGAAGAGGGUAAUGGAGAGGGUUGGAGAGAUUGCAGAGUAUUUUCAUGGAGAUGUGAGAGGUGGUGAUGACAAGAAUCCAUUGAGGAUAUUUGUGAUUGUUAGGGAUUUUCUGGGGAUGUUGGAUCAUGUUUGUAGAGAGUUGAGGUGUGUUAGGGUUCCGAACAGCCCUAGCCCUUUGGCUCCGUUUCGAUGA
Messenger RNA from Eruca vesicaria subsp. sativa (arugula), 2618 nucleotides. The record is from the annotation of a GenBank genome assembly. NCBI's taxonomy places the organism in Eukaryota, Viridiplantae, Streptophyta, Magnoliopsida, Brassicales, Brassicaceae.